UUGACAUUUCGUAAGAGAUUUCGAGUCUAGAACUGUCAAACUAUAAGAAAUUUAAAAAUAAUUUAAACAUAAUUGGUUUAUGUGGUAUAAAAUACGAGGAGAUAAUUUUUGUGACGGAUGUUAUGAGAUUACAAAGAAAGCUUUAAAGGAAAGUAAAGAUGAAUGCUGAAAAAGUUAUGGGGGAUGGUGCUCAAAAUGAUGUUGGUCCAGUGCCAGCUUCGUUACCCUUGAACCAUCGUUUUAUAACACCAGAAAAAGCUGUUAAGACGAUAUCUGACAUGGCAAUUUGGGAGAAGUCUGAGGCAUAUAUGGAAUACACUGGUUUUAUUGUGACAUUAAAUGAAGCUAUCAAAGGGAAACCAUUGUCUGUUGACUGUAAAGUAUCUGAAAAUGUAAUGAAAAUAAUGGAUAUGCUUGAAAAAAUAAAUAAACUUAUUGAUGAGUUUCCUCCUAUUGAACAACCGCAGAGAUUCGGUAAUGCAGCUUUUAAGGACUGGCUUACAAAAGUUAAAAGUAUCACAACAGUAAUGUUACAAGAAACUUUAGAUCUCAAGCUCCAUCUAGCAAUACCUGAAAUUAAAAUAUAUUUAGAAGAAAGUUUUGGAAAUGCUACCAGGAUUGAUUAUGGUACUGGCCAUGAAAUGUCAUUUGUUAUGUUUCUAUGUUGUCUCUACAAAAUCGGAGCAUUGCAAGCUGAAGAUAAUGUGGCCACCGUAUUUAUGAUAUUCAAUAAAUAUAUUAAUAUAGCGAGAACAUUACAAAAAACUUACAGAAUGGAGCCUGCGGGUAGUCAUGGUGUCUGGAGUCUAGAUGAUUACCAAUUCAUACCGUUUAUUUGGGGCAGUUCACAGCUAAUUGAUCAACCUAAAAUUUAUCCACCAGCUAAAUUUCUUGAGGAUGAUAUUAUUGAUAAAUAUGCUGAUGAAUAUAUGUUUCUUUCAUGUAUAAAAUAUAUAAAAGAAGUUAAAACUGGUCCAUUUGCGGAACAUUCUAAUCAGUUAUGGAGCAUAAGUGCUGUAGGGUCAUGGCAGAAAAUCAAUCAAGGACUAAUUAAGAUGUAUAAGAAAGAAGUUCUAAACAAAUUUCCGGUUAUCCAACAUGUUCUUUUUGGAUCUCUUCUUCCCAUACGUAGAUUUCCUAUUACACAUUGAUUUCUUUUUUUAAUGACGUGUGGAUUAUUAACUGUAUUUAAGUUAAUCAGUAUUAACUAUGUGCAAAUUAUUUUGUCGAUGCCAGUGGGCAUAAGGAAUGUGAUAUUUGUGUAAAAUUAUAUACUUAACUAAGUAAUAGAUCUACUAAUUUUUUUUAUUUAUAACAGGUAUUACUUAGAUCAGUCAUCACAUAAAUGAAACUUAACAAAGAUCAUAUUUUAUGUUUCUCCUCUUGUUUGACAUUUUAACAUUUAUAAAAUUGCUAAUUUGGGGUUAAAUAAAACACAAGUAAAUAUUUGUUUUU
Molecule: messenger RNA, 1455 nt
Organism: Diatraea saccharalis (sugarcane borer)
Lineage: Eukaryota; Metazoa; Arthropoda; Insecta; Lepidoptera; Crambidae
Source: the annotation of a GenBank genome assembly